Molecule: messenger RNA, 1884 nt
Organism: Megalops cyprinoides (Indo-Pacific tarpon)
Lineage: Eukaryota; Metazoa; Chordata; Actinopteri; Elopiformes; Megalopidae
Gene: hoga1
Product: 4-hydroxy-2-oxoglutarate aldolase 1
Exons: 7
Coding region: 312-1289 (325 amino acids)
Biological process (GO): N-acetylneuraminate catabolic process
Molecular function (GO): N-acetylneuraminate lyase activity; 4-hydroxy-tetrahydrodipicolinate synthase activity
Source: RefSeq, a predicted model, not a curated record
GCUGCGUAAUAGUUCUCAACCACAAACGCUUACUCUGCACAAAGACGCAAAGUUCCAUAAAACACAAGUAAUUAUUAUUAGUUUCUACUUAAAUGAUAUGUUUGAGUCCCUGUCAUCUGUUCUGAUAAUUGUUUAAUUUUAUAAAUCUUUUUUUGAGCCAUAGCUUCUCCGUUCGGGCGCUCAGUAAAUAUUUGGAUAGCGGUGUUGUAUAUUAACUGAGAGCCGGCUCACUGCAUUACCAAUAAAAUCGGAGUUUGACUAACUAGCUGCAACAGUUAGCCCAGAGCAACACGGGCAGACCGGUUUUGAUAAUGCUUGCUUUGAGAACUUUAGGUAAAACAUGCAGAAGAAGCGCUGCGACGCUAUGGAGGCGGACCGCAGCUCAGAGUGCAGGUCAGAGAAUGGACAUUCGCGGCAUCUACCCUCCGAUAGCCACACCGUUCACAGAGAAAGAAGAGGUGGACUACCAGAAACUGCAUGACAACCUGCAGAAAUACGCCAAGAUGCCUUUUCGAGGCCUGGUGGUCCAGGGUUCGAACGGGGAGUACCCUUACCUGACAGCAGAGGAGCGGGUGGAGGUGGUGCGCAGGGUGAGGGAGGCCCUCCCCCGGGAGAAGCUGGUGAUGGCCGGAUCGGGCUGCGAGUCCACCAUGGCCACAGUGCAGAUGACUGAGCAGAUGGUUCAGGCUGGAGCGGACGCCGUCCUGGUGGUCACCCCAUGCUACUACCGUGGGAGGAUGGACAGUAAAGCACUCAUUCACCACUACACACAGGUGGCGGACUCCAGCCCGGUGCCUGUGGUCCUGUACAGCGUGCCCGCCAACACGGGCCUAGAUUUGCCUGUGGACGCCGUGGUGGCCCUCUCCCAGCACCCCAACAUCGUGGGACUAAAGGACAGUGGAGGCGAUAUCACAAGAAUAGCUCUGAUUAUUCACAAAACUAGCUCAGAGGAUUUCCAGGUACUGGCGGGAUCGGCUGGUUUCCUCCUGGCUGCCUACUCUGUAGGGGCAGUGGGCGGAGUGUGUGCCCUGGCGAACAUCCUGGGGCCACAGGUGUGCCAGCUGGAGGAGCUGUGCCUGUCUGGCCAAUGGGAGGCAGCAAAAGCUCUCCAGUACCGGCUCAUCGAACCCAACACCGCGGUGACCAGGAAGUUUGGGGUCGCAGCCCUGAAGCAGGCAAUGGAGUGGUUCGGUUACCAUGGUGGCGUAUGCCGCGCCCCCUUGCAGCCUCUCUCCGAGUCAGAGGUCAAGAUGCUGCGGCAGGACUUUUCCUCCAAUGGCUGGCUCUGAAUGGGGUAAUGUGCUGGGUGGAGGAGUUGGUGGGAGGAGUACCAACCCGUUCCAUUGGAAUGAGGUAUUAAAGCAGGGCGUCCUAAACUUUUGUCCUCCAUCUGAGCUCCUUUCACUCCACACCCCACCAUACUCUAACGUGCAAAUGGUUUUCAGAAAGCAAACAAAAAUGGAGUCCUGUCAUGCUGGCAUUAGAUAUUCGAUUUUGAUCACAACUGCCUUAAAAACAUCUGAUUAUAUACAAUACCAAUGACGGCAAAGGCAGGUGAAAAGCAACAAGAAUCAAGUCUGCUAAUACGUAUGUAUGGGUGUAUUAUUAUGUAGGGAUAAUCUAGCCAUGCAAAUACAUGUAAAUACCCAAAUGUAUUUUUAUUUUGGUUUAAUCUAACACUCAUGUUCUCAUGUGUGCGUGUUAAACAAAUGUUUAGUCAUGUCCAUUUUUACAUAUAAGUCUAACAGGGGAGCUGAGGUGCAAGGUUUCCAAAAUGUGCAGGAUAUCAGCCCAUCUGCUGUAAAAAUGAGUGUUCUGGUGCCUUAUGAUUAAACUCUUACCAAAAGUGAAGUAAUGGCAUUUUCUAGUUUAAUUUCUGAACUC